UGUGACAAAUCCGGCCGCGUACNUGUUGAUGAGACAGUAACAACAACCACUACUGCGCCCUCGACCAGUGUGACAAAUCCGGCCGCGUACUGUCAAUCGAUGCAACAAAGUGGUCGCUUUCCGGCCGGCAAUGGACAGACUACCAGCUGUAGACAGUAUGUCUAUUGCUUUAUUAAUAACGGCGUCUGGAGUGGAGCGCUGUACACCUGCCCUGGUGCCACAUAUUUUAACGAAAGUUCGCGUCUCUGCACAGCCGUCAUACCAACACGUUGCGUCGGUACCACCCGGGUGUUGUCACUCAGGAAUAUGGAUGUAGAUUUCGAUUGA
This is a messenger RNA of Rhagoletis zephyria (snowberry fruit fly), 327 nucleotides long. RefSeq lists its product as uncharacterized. The record is from RefSeq and is a predicted model, not a curated record. Gene Ontology annotation, molecular function: chitin binding. Lineage: Eukaryota; Metazoa; Arthropoda; Insecta; Diptera; Tephritidae. Gene Ontology annotation, cellular component: extracellular region.